UGGCAGCAUAAUCUAUCUUAACCAUUGAGUGGCAUGCAUGCGACAUUUCAACUUGAGACGUGAUAACCAAACUUUGCUCCUGAAUAAGAGUAUUCAGUUCUGACACGUUAAAUUUGUAAUAUUAAUUUGAUUAUUUGUGAAAUUUCACAGUAUAAUAAGAAUGUCUGGCCGCGAAGGUGGUAAGAAAAAGCCCCUGAAGGCACCAAAGAAGGAAUCAAAAGUAUUGGAUGAAGAAGAUGUAGCAUUCAAGCAAAAACAAAAGGAACAGCAGAAAGCGCUCGCUGAAGCUGCAAAGAAAGCAAGUCAAAGGGGUCCUCUUGUCACUGGUGGUAUAAAGAAAUCUGGCAAAAAGUGAUGCAGUUAAGACUGAGAAUAAAUACAAUUAUCUUACACACCGUGUUCUUAUCAAGACAUGAUUUUGAUAUUAUCAACUAGUAUACCAUCUGGAACAUGUUUCAGACUUCCAACUCUGAGAAAUGGUUAAACAUUUGUAAAUAAAACAUUUAUGGAUUAAAUCAUAGCAAUAUACACAUUUCAUAGGUAUUUGCAUUUUUAAUAUGUUAUUGAUAUCACAUUGAAACGCAGUUAAAACGAUUUCAUAUACUUCUAAGUUUGUAAUAGAUCUACAUAAGCGUUAAGUACUGAUAGUUGUGAAAUAAUAAAAAUUCUUUUUAAAUAA
Messenger RNA from Bombus impatiens (common eastern bumble bee), 679 nucleotides. RefSeq names its product translation machinery-associated protein 7 homolog. Bases 161 to 355 code for a protein of 64 amino acids. The record is from RefSeq and is a predicted model, not a curated record. The transcript is spliced from 2 exons. NCBI's taxonomy places the organism in Eukaryota, Metazoa, Arthropoda, Insecta, Hymenoptera, Apidae.